Molecule: messenger RNA, 1499 nt
Organism: Fimicolochytrium jonesii
Lineage: Eukaryota; Fungi; Chytridiomycota; Chytridiomycetes; Spizellomycetales; Powellomycetaceae
Product: farnesyltransferase, CAAX box, beta
Exons: 8
Coding region: 179-1330 (383 amino acids)
Biological process (GO): protein farnesylation
Cellular component (GO): protein farnesyltransferase complex
Molecular function (GO): protein farnesyltransferase activity
Source: RefSeq, a predicted model, not a curated record
AAUGGAGGGGUUUGAGAGGUGGGUUUUGAUAUGCGGAAGGGGUUGUGUGGAUUGCAUUUGCGAUUUGGGUCCGGAGAUGGGGUACGAGGGAAUGGGCAGGACACUGCGGUGUAUAAGACGAGCGGGGCGGUGGAUGGCACGAACACCCUCAACCGCGGCUUCUCCAUGAAUCCAGUCGAUGUCGUCGUUAACCCGUUCCCCCCUUUCUCACCCCACCGGCCAUUGUCUCGAUUCCCCCCCAAAAAACAGCACAAAACUCCUCCGCCCGCAACACAAAUCCUACCUCCUCGCCUCCCUUCCCUCCCUCCCCCGGUGGUUCGUCUCCCUCGACGCCUCCAAGCCCUGGAUCGUCUACUGGCUUCUGCACUCCCUCUCCCUUCUGGGAGUCGAGAUCCCCGAGGAGGUCGGGCGGCGUGCCGUGCGCGUUUUGAAGGGGUGUUGGAGUGAUGGCGGGUUUGGGGGCGGGGUAGGGCAGAUCCCGCAUGUGGCGACGACGUAUGCGGGGGUGAAUGCGUUGGCGAUUGUGGGGACGGAGGAGGCUUAUGAUCUUGUUGAUCGACAAGCCCUCCUCGCCUUCCUCCUCCGCCUCAAACAUAAAGAUGGUUCCUACACAAUGCACGAGGGCGGUGAAGUCGACGUCAGAGGAAUCUACUGCGCGCUCGCAACCGCCAAACUGGUCGGCAUACUCACGUCAGAGCUUUACGAAGGGUCCGCGGCGUUUAUCCAUCGAUGCCAGACCUACGAAGGCGGCAUAGGCGGCGCACCGGGCUACGAAGCACACGGCGGGUACACGUUCUGCGCCGUCGCGGCUCUCGAACUCAUCGACCAGUUAGAAAUCCUCGAUCUCGAUUUAUUAACCCAUUGGCUAGUGUCCCGCCAACUCCCCCUCGAAGGCGGCUUCCAAGGCCGGACCAACAAGCUCGUCGACGGCUGUUAUUCGUUCUGGCAGGGCGGGGCGUUUCCGAUCUUGGAGACUGCGUUGGCGAGGCGAUCAGAGAAACGUGGUGGGGCGAGGGUUGAUAUUUUCAAUCGAGAACGAUUGCAGGAAUAUAUCCUCGCCUGCUGCCAGAACCGAAAGGGCGGGUUACGCGAUAAGCCCGAAAAGUACCCCGACUACUACCACACGUGCUACGUCCUCUCCGGCCUCUCUCUCGCGCAACACAGUUACGCGUGGGACGAGAAGGAGGACGAUAUUGUCGUGCAGGGGGCGAAUGUGGUUGUGGGGGUGAAGGAAAACCUUCUGCAAUCGACACACCCGAUCCACAACAUCCUCCCGAGGCGUGUUGCGAGGAUCAAGGCGCAUUUCGCGAGUUUGCCUGUUGUUGAGUGACCGGGGGAACCUCCCAGGUCGGAGAUUUCACACACACUACGAAAUGCAUGCAUGGCGUUCUGGGUUAGCUGCAACCACGGGGAUCGCACACACGGAGUAGGAAGAUCGUGGGGUAUGAUAGGUUGUGUAGGGCAGAUUUGCUUUUUUUUUGGCUCACAUGUCAGGGGAU